AUGGCGAACGAGGACGAGGAGGAGCGGUUCUUCGACUCCGUUGCGGCUCAAAAUGCAACCGAGCCCACUGACGCGAUUCAGCGUAUGCAGCUAACGCGGGACGACACCGCGCAGCGAAUAGAGAGGAGAGCUGGUGUUAUUGCGCCUGCAACUAGCAACGCUCAUCCUCCUGCGACUCAAGGUGGUGCAAUAGCAACCGUUACGCGUUCCGGUAACACAAACGAGGUUUCGCGGGUCGCGAAAUCACAACACCGUCGCUCGUACCAGGAGACUAUACCAGCCAUUCCAGCCAUUCCGGCAAGAUACCUGAAACAAGGGUCGCGAGCAUCUACCAACGUCAUCUCGAGAGCUAAUACUGGGGACGGAGGCCAGCACAAGGAAGUUUCGCGUGAAGAAUCCAUAGCUAUCUGGACGGCAGCAGAUAACGAGCCACAAAGAGGACGGACGGGACAGCCUGCGAACGAAGCGAGGCGCGUUGCGCACCGGGAGUCCAGCCAACUACCAACCACACCCCAUGCGAAGGACCGAGUAGAACGGGCGAGGAGUGUUGCGUCUCUGCGCGAUCGCAGUACCGCAAGGGCGCGUCAAAAGUCUCUCCAAGCUCUGACGGGCGGUAUUGGAGCUGGGACUGGGUCGGCGCAUAAGCGAGAACGCGCCCAAGAAGAUACAGGCACGGAGGACAUGGCACGCACCGGGCGAGCCAGAAAUGAGGACUUGUUCUUGGAGCUCGCACAUGAUGACCAGGAAGAAGAAGACGCGCCAAGGCCCAUAAGCCGCGGUGAACGCGCCAUGAGCAGGUUGUCGCAAGUAGCGAAGCGACGCUCGCUGCCUGCCGAGUCAAUCUUGACUUCAUCUGCUGAACGACGGCCUAAGUCUAGCGGGACCGUCUUCCCACGGUCUGCCUCACGUUUAGAGGCAUUACAGAACCAUGCUAAUCAAUAUCGAUCUUCCGACGAGCGUACAUCAUUGCCACCGGUUGACACAAUGAGUGUUUCGGGCAGAUCAGUCUCUGCACGUGCUAAACGCUACUCAAACGCGCAUGCCACAGUGCUUUCCGCCGGUACAGAGGACAUGCCAUCAUCAGACAUGCCAUCCUUCGGACGAAGACGACCAUCAUAUGGAUCACAAGCCUUGCAUAAUCAGACUCACAACAACAGGACGCAGCACCAUCAGGGCAACUCACCUGCUGACAGUUCAGAGGCAAAGAAGUCGAACGGUGCUUCCACCAACUCCGUCGAUUCUGACACCGCAGACACAGUAUGGGAUGAGCUGGACGAACUGAAGUCACGUAUCAAGAAGUUAGAGUUCACUGGCAAAAUACCUCCCACGUCAGGUGCUGCCAUCUCGGGCUCAUCGAGCGAGCGGCCUAGAACGGCUACUACCGCACCCACGACCAUCGAUUCUUCACCAAAAGUGGAGCGUAAAUCAGAGCCUGAGAUAAGGCCGAUGCAGCGCCAGAACGAGAACACUACUGGAGGACCCGCUGCUGCCAACAUCCAUCCUUUGUUGCACUCUGCUCUAGCAAAAGCAAAGCCACUAUUGAAUGCUCUGCUAUACAGAAGCCUCGAAGCAACUGCAGCAGAUGCACUACAACUAGCUGCUCUAUCAGGGAGUGCUGGACCACAGGGAACCACGUUCUCAGCAGCAUCCAUCAUCAACGGACUCACUGUCUCGGAUCGUCAUGUCCGACGGAAGGCCGAUUCGAUGUGUCGUAAUCUCACGGAUCUCACGCUAGCGCUGUGCGAAGGCAAGCACGAAGCAAUUAGCAUCACUGCAUCACCAAUAACAUUCGACCCGGUUCGGGGCUCACCAAUGAUUCGAUACUCGCGUAACAGCAUCGGACGUGACGAGAGCGUUGACAGAGGUAUCAGCCGGAGUCGCAGUCGACCACUGAGCAGACUCGAAGCUCGGCGUUCUAGCAUACUCGGCAUCGGCGCCGGCAGCAGUAUCAACGGUGACACUUCCCAUGAAAGCGCGGAAGAGGGGCCAGACUCGACACCUCCGCAUACUCAGCCGCAGCUUAGACGACUGAGUAGAGCUAGCAGCCGGCUCUUGAAUGUACGUGCACCACACUACGACGAAGUGAGUGGCGACGAGGAUCCGACCGUCCGACCGCCAUCUCGAGCUAUGACCGAUAUUGGCGGGUUUCGUAGCAAGAUCCAUUCAUCCCGUGAAUACAACUCGCCAGGACAAGAUUCGUCACCAAGCUUCAGAGAUGCCUUGGCAGCGAGGCGCACGAAUGGGAGUGCCUUUGAGUCUAAUCGAGAAUUGACUCGUGUGGCAUCGCUUCAUACGAAUUCGGACCGAAGACGAUGGACGAAAGAAUCCACGCCGCCUGUGCUUGAGGAGGAAACGAACGACCAAGGCGAAUAUACACCUUCCUCGCAACCACGGCGGAGAAUCACGUCAUUAGGUCAAUUUGGCUCCAGACGUGCCGCAGAGCACUCCAAUCGUGCGGCGAGCUUGAGUCAGAGGAGGCACAUUGCUGUGGCGGAGUGA
Molecule: messenger RNA, 2499 nt
Organism: Recurvomyces mirabilis
Lineage: Eukaryota; Fungi; Ascomycota; Dothideomycetes; Mycosphaerellales; Teratosphaeriaceae
Exons: 1
Coding region: 1-2499 (832 amino acids)
Source: RefSeq, a predicted model, not a curated record